This is a messenger RNA of Mustela erminea (ermine), 2431 nucleotides long. RefSeq names its product protein NCBP2AS2-like. The record is from RefSeq and is a predicted model, not a curated record. The transcript has a single exon. Lineage: Eukaryota; Metazoa; Chordata; Mammalia; Carnivora; Mustelidae. Bases 321 to 620 code for a protein of 99 amino acids.
UGUAACAUCAUUAAUCUGAAAUGUGAGAGGGAGAGUAAAAGUAAAAAAAAAGUAUAAAAUUUAGGAAUGCCACUGAAGUUGUUACCAGUUUUUAAAGGGUGUUAAAAUUUAAAGGUAUUUUAUGUAAGCUUCAUAGUAACCACAUGGAAAUUUAAAAAAAAAAAAAAAUCUGUAGUAAAAAUUCAUGAUAGAGGUCCCUGGCUGGCUCAGUCAGUAGGACCUGUGACUCUUAAUCUCAGGCUCUUUAAGUUUGAGCCCCACGUUGACAGAGAAGUCAGAAAUUGAGAGUGGCGUGCUCCAGGUUCCAGGUAGCCCAGAGGAUGGUUCUUCCGUGGCUCCUGGCCAUCCUGCAGCACCGCCGGCAGCUGGUGGAGCAUCUGUCCCAGUCUAAGCCCAUCCCACGUGUGGCGCAGCUCGCGGGGUUUGCACAGAUGCAGGCCCAGCUGCGCGGCCAGGAUGCAGCCCGGCGUCUUCGAGCCCUCAUGGCUGGGCCCGCGUGCUCCCUAGGUUGCCACGCUGCCCACUUUAGAAACUCCUUCACUGAGGAGCUGCGCUGCAGCCUCUGGGAAUGCCCAGGGUCACUGCCAGGUAACCAGAGGGGCCCCAGCGCUAACCCCUAAAACCAGGCUGUGCGGGCCAGGGUCGCCGGCUUUCCCUUUUGGGCUCGACCCGGGCCUCGGCGCUCAACAGUCAUCCUGGGCACAGUGCACGGCUUUGAAUCCGGAGUCUUGACUGUUGGCCUUCAGAGCCCCGUUUAUCAGAAAGCCCAGGCCAAACCGACAUCCCCGGGGAAGCCCUGUGAUCGGACUGGGCAUGGUGUGAAGAAAUGACACCCCCCGCAAGCCGGGCCCUGAUGCACCACAUAGACCGUGAACCGAACCACAGCCCGAAGGAGGGUGCCCUCUGCGAAUGGGACUAAAACUCCUGUUCAGUGACGCUGCUUCUGCACUGAUAGAGCAGCGCUCUACUUCUAGGGGAGAGCACGGAGGGAAAGAUACAGCUGCCAAAAUUCUUUGAUUAAAUAUGUGAGCUGAGAAGGGGCAGGAAGAGAGAGAGAAGUCAGAAAUUGAUACUGAAAGACAUCAGAGAAAACCCAACAGCAGGAUAAAAACAAGGAAUAAAGGGUCAAAACAGCCAGAAUACAAUGAACAAAAUGGCAGUAGUUAGUCUUUACCUAUCAAUAAUAACUUUACAAAUGGAUUAAAUUCUCCAAUCAAAAAACAUACAAUGGCUAAAUGGCUAAGACAACAAGAUCUGGCAAUAUGCUUCAUAUAAGAUACACAUAGACUAAUGGUGAAGGGAUAGAAAAAGAUAUUCAGGAAAUGGUAACCAAAAAGAAGAAAAAAAAAACAGGUAACUACACUUAUAGCAGACAAUAUACUUGAGCCUAAAAAUGGUAAGAAGAGAACUUUAAAGGUUGUUACAUAAUGAUAAAGGGGUUAAUCAUCCAAGAAGAUAUAACUGUUGUAAAUAUUUAUGCAUCCAACAUGGAAGCAUCAAAAUAUACAAAGCAAAAACUGACAGAGCUAAAAGCAGAAAUGUAUUAAUAUUGCAGAACUUUAAUACUCCCAGUCUCAACAAUGGUAGAUAAUCCAAUCAAUAUGGAAACAGCAAAUUUUAACAAACCCAUAGACCCAAUGCACCUGACAUAUACAGAACAUUCUACCUGACAAUAGAAUACAAAUUUUACUUAAGCAUACCUGGAAUAUUAUAUAAGACCGUAUGUUAGGCUACAAAAAAUCCUAGCAAAUUCAGACUGAAAUCAUACCUAGAAUCUUCUCUGACCACCGUGCCAUGUAAACAAAAAUCAAACUAGAAAGAAAACUAGAAAGUUCAAAAAGUCUUCAAAAUUAAACACUGUAGUGAAUAACCAGUGAAUUAAGUAAGGAGGAAACAAAAUAGUAUCUCAAGACAAAAAUGGAAACACAGCAUAUGAAAACUUAUAGGAUGCAGAAAAAAGAUAGUUCUAAAGGAUGUUCCUAACAACAAAAGAUUAUAUUACGAAAUAAGUUCUCAAAUAGGCAACCAAACAACGCUUUAGGAACUAGAAAAAGAACAAAACAAACUGAGCCCAAAGUUAGCAGAAGGAAAGAAAUAAUAAGGCUUAGAGCAGAAAUAGAAAUAGAAAAAGCGAAACAAUAGAAAAGAUUAAAAGUAAGUGUUCAUUCUGUCAAACAAUAAAUAUAGUUGACAAAUCAUUUUGCUGCACUAGCCAAUGAAAAAAGAGGACCCAAACCAAUAGAUUUAUAAAUGAUAAAGCAGACAUUAUAAUGGAUACAAAGGACAAGAGGCUACUAUGAACACUUAUAUGCCAAAAAAAUUGGAUACCUAAGAGAUAUAAUAAAUUGAAACCUAAGAGAUAUAAUAAUCUUAGAAACAAAUCUACUGGGGUGCCUGGGUGGCUCAGUCAUUAAGCGUCUGCCAUCAGCUC